AUGGUGGCGAUCUCGAUGUACCGCGGCAACCUCCACAUUGGCGGUCACGACAGCGGCGCCCCUGCCCCGCGCCGGUGGGAGGCGCCCCGGCCGGCGCUCGACGCGAAGCGGUUCCGCCGCCUCGUGCGCAACCGCUCCCGCGCCGUCGCGCGCCUCGCCGCGACGCCGCCGCGGCAGGUCUCCCAGUCAUCCUCGGACUUGAAUGGCGGCCGUGGCGCUGCCGAUCCCGAGCGAGAGGCACCGGAUGAGGAGGAAGGGGACGAGGGGGGAGAAGAGGAGCAGGGACAGCUGCAGCAGGACCAGGAACGUGAACAUCAGCAGCAUCAGGAGGAACAGGGGAAUGGGGAGGCGGAGCAACAGCAACAGGAGCAGCAGCAGGAGGAAGAGGAGGAGCAGGAGGAGGGGGCGGUGGAGGACGCGGACAUGGAAGAUGCGGGGGAGGUAGUUGUUGAAGGGGAUGGUAAUGGCGAUGCUGAAGAAGGUCAGGGUGAAAGUGAAGGUGUUGACCCAAACCAGGAGGAGGUGAGUUAUCCUGAUGGAAUUGAUGAGAAGAAGAGAAAGCUUAACGAAAAGCUGGACGUCCUAAAUAAAAAGAAGCAUGGCCUUGUGCAGAUGCUGAAGCAGGUCUUAAAUGCAGAAGAAGAAAUCCAAAGGCGUAGCAUGCAGGCUUCAUUGCAUGCUGCCAUGCCUCAGCCGUCAGAAAAUGCAACAGAUGGAAGUUCUGUUUCUAGGUUGGCCCCUAGAAUGACUGUUGAUGUCAAUUUUGGUGAUGUUGCUGGCGAUUCAGAUGCUGGUUCUAACCAGGGCACGCCUGGACGCCCCUUGCAUCACUUCCACAGUAUCUCUCCUUCAACAGCCUCUUUUGCGAGGUCACCGUUUGGUUCUCUACAGGGCCACACUCCAAGGAGUCCGGCAACAUUCUCUACGGCAAGUCCAUCACGCUUCGCCACAAAUAUACACCAAGGACAACCUCCUGCUCUUUAUUCAGCAUCAUUGCCAGGAAGUAACUAUGUAGCCCCAUCACCUUCCCCGGCCGCAUCUGGUGGUUCUUCCUCGGUGUUCAGGGACCCUCGCCCACCUAACUCUACAUAG
Molecule: messenger RNA, 1092 nt
Organism: Miscanthus lutarioriparius
Lineage: Eukaryota; Viridiplantae; Streptophyta; Magnoliopsida; Poales; Poaceae
Source: the annotation of a GenBank genome assembly